Messenger RNA from Sphaeroforma arctica JP610, 333 nucleotides. RefSeq lists its product as hypothetical. NCBI's taxonomy places the organism in Eukaryota, Ichthyosporea, Ichthyophonida. The record is from RefSeq and is a predicted model, not a curated record. Bases 1 to 333 code for a protein of 110 amino acids. The transcript has a single exon.
AUGACGACGCGGGACCAGCAGAGUGUUGAGGUGGAUGGACGACUGCAUGCUGAAUCGAUGCACUAUAAGCGGGACAUCCACUCGGUGCUAGUUCUAGAGCACGUGGAUUCCGACAUGCAUUACGUGCGCACCAACACCAACGAGGGGCUGGAUGACCAGUGGUACCUGGCGUUUUCGGGAGACAAUGGUAGCUAUGAUAUGCAGCUGGUGCAACACGAGAGGGCGGCGAUUGUGGGGAUUGUCAUGCUGCGUGGUGUGGGGCCGGUGGUGGAGUGUAUGAUGACACAUAUCAAGCUGGCGUUGGAACUGUACCGGAACCCAAUUCAUGGGUAG